This is a messenger RNA of Ceratotherium simum simum (southern white rhinoceros), 2533 nucleotides long. RefSeq names its product solute carrier family 45 member 1 (gene SLC45A1). Gene Ontology annotation, biological process: transmembrane transport. NCBI's taxonomy places the organism in Eukaryota, Metazoa, Chordata, Mammalia, Perissodactyla, Rhinocerotidae. Gene Ontology annotation, cellular component: membrane. Gene Ontology annotation, molecular function: sucrose:proton symporter activity. The record is from RefSeq and is a predicted model, not a curated record.
GAUGCUGCAGCAGCAGCGGCGGGCCGGGGGCGGCCGGGCCGGGACCCGAGCUGCGCGCGGGGCGGGCAGGAGCCCGGCCUCGGAAAGGGAUGCCUCCCGGCUCGAACCACAGGAACACCCACCCGCCCCCCCUACGAUGAUCCCCCCGGCGAGCAGCACCCCUCCUGGAGAGGCCCUCUUCCCCGGUUUGGCUCCUCAGGACUUGUGGAGGUCUCAGGUCUCGAGCUACUCAGGGCCAGUGACCCGGCACAUCAGCCACCGGGCCAACAACUUCAAACGACACCCCAAGAGGAGGAAGUGCAUUCGCCCCUCCCCACCCCCGCCCCCCAACACCCCAUGUCCUAUCGACCUGGUGGACUUUGGGGACCUGCACCCCCAGAGGUCCUUCCGGGAGCUGCUUUUCAACGGCUGCAUUCUCUUUGGCAUCGAGUUCAGCUACGCCAUGGAGACGGCGUACGUGACCCCUGUGCUCCUCCAGAUGGGCCUGCCUGACCAGCUCUACAGUCUGGUGUGGUUCAUCAGCCCCAUCCUCGGAUUCCUACUGCAGCCACUGCUCGGUGCCUGGAGUGACCGAUGUACCUCAAGGUUUGGAAGGAGACGCCCUUUCAUUCUUGUCCUGGCUAUAGGGGCGUUGCUGGGCCUCUCGCUCUUGCUCAACGGCAGGGACAUCGGCGCUGCGCUGGCCGACACAGCCAACAACCACAAGUGGGGCAUCCUCCUCACCGUGUGCGGGGUGGUGCUGAUGGACUUCAGUGCCGACUCGGCAGACAACCCCAGCCACGCCUACAUGAUGGACGUGUGCAGCCCCGCCGACCAGGACCGGGGCCUGAACAUCCAUGCCCUCCUGGCAGGCCUCGGAGGAGGGUUCGGAUAUGUGGUCGGGGGCAUCCACUGGGAUAAAACGAGCUUCGGGCGAGCCCUGGGCGGGCAGCUGCGGGUCAUUUACAUCUUCACCGCGGUCACCCUGAGCAUCACCACCGUCCUGACCCUGGUCAGCAUCCCCGAGAGACCCCUGCGGCCCCCGGGCGAGAAGAGGACGGCCAUGAAGAGCCCCAGCCUCCCGCUGCCUCCUUCCCCGCCCGUCCUGUGCGAGGAGGGUGCCGGCCAGACCCUGCCCUGCCACACGGCCACCAGCCUGUACGCCAGCUUCUCCAGCCCCAUCUCCCCGCUCAGCCCACUCACACCCAAGUACGGCAGCUUCAUCAGCAGGGACAGCUCCCUGACGGGGAUCAAUGAGUUCGCCUCGUCCUUUGCCACCUCCAACAUAGACAGUGUCCUCAUCGACUGCUUCACGGGCGGCCACGACAACUACUUGGCCAUCCCGGGCAGCGUCCCGAGGCAGGCCAUCAGCGUCAGCUUCCCCCGGGCCCCCGACAGCUUCUACCGACAGGACCGCAGCCUCGGGGAGAGGCGGGAAGUGGCCCUGGCUGCCGGCCCCGAUGGAGAUGUCCUCAGGGUGGGCUCCCUGGACACCUCCAAGCCGCGGGCGUCCGGGAUCCUGAAGAGACCCCAGACCUUGGCCAUCCCGGAUGCGGCCGGAGGAGGCGGUCCCGAAACCAGCAGGAGAAGGAACGUGACCUUCAGUCAACAGGUGGCGAAUAUCUUGCUGAACGGCGUGAAGUACGAGAGCGAGCUGACGGGCUCCAGCGAGCCGUCGGCGCAGCCUCUGUCCAUGAGGCACCUCUGCUUCACCAUCUGCAACAUGCCCAAGGCGCUCCGCAACCUCUGCGUCAACCACUUCCUGGGGUGGCUCUCGUUUGAGGGGAUGCUGCUCUUCUACACGGACUUCAUGGGCGAGGUGGUGUUUCAGGGAGACCCCCGGGCCCCUCACGCGUCGGAGGCGUAUCAGAAAUACAACAGCGGCGUCACCGCGGGCUGCUGGGGGAUGUGCAUCUAUGCCUUCAGCGCCGCCUUCUACUCAGCUAUCCUCGAGAAGCUGGAAGAAUACCUCAGCAUCCGCACGCUGUACUUCAUCGCCUAUCUCGCCUUCGGCCUGGGGACCGGGCUCGCCACCCUGUCCAGGAACCUCUACGUGGUCCUGUCGCUCUGCAUAACCUACGGCAUCUUAUUCUCCACUCUGUGCACCCUGCCCUACUCCCUGCUCUGCGACUACUACCAGAGCAAAAAGUUUGCAGGGUCCAGUACGGACGGCACCAGGCGGGGCAUGGGCAUGGACAUCUCCCUGCUGAGCUGCCAGUACUUCCUGGCCCAGAUUCUGGUCUCCCUGGUGCUGGGGCCCCUCACCUCGGCCGUGGGCAGCGCCAACGGGGUGAUGUACUUCUCCAGCCUGGUGUCCUUCCUGGGCUGCCUGUACUCCUCCCUGUUUGUCGUGUAUGAAAUCCCUCCCAGCGACACUUCCGACGAGGAGAACCAGCCCCUUCUGCUGAACGUCUGACAUCCUGGAGCCCCAGCUCUGGCCUCGAGCCUGUGCCUGGGGGUCUGGAGCAGGCUGGCCAGCGAGAAACCAAAGGGCCAGAGGUUGAUGUGGGACAGGUUUCCUGUUGGAAUGUAAAUAUGUGAUAAAACAAUAAAU